Molecule: messenger RNA, 1785 nt
Organism: Danaus chrysippus (African queen)
Lineage: Eukaryota; Metazoa; Arthropoda; Insecta; Lepidoptera; Nymphalidae
Source: the annotation of a GenBank genome assembly
AUGCAGCCUUUACUUAAUACAAAAGGGGAUAUUCAAAUUGAUCUAAAUCAGGUUAGAAUAGAUAUUUUACAUGGAAUAAAAGAAUGUAAUGAUCGUGGAUUAAUACAAACCGCUAAAUGGCUAUCGGAAUUAAAUUUCGCCUUAAAAGAUCACAAAAUUACUUCUGAUGUUCCGAAUAAAGCAGAAGACGACAUUGUGACAGAAGAAAAAGAGGCGUACACUCUUGCAAAAAGUUUAUUUGACUGCCAAGAAUUUGAUAGAGCAGCGUAUUUUUUAGAGAACUGCACUAGUCCUAAAUGCGUGUUUUUACUUCGAUAUUCACAAUACAUGUCAAGUGAGAAAAAACGCUUGGAUAAUGCCACUGAUACAGGAAAUGAAAAUUCGGAAUCCACUCAAGUAUUACUAGAUUUAUUAUCGUUUUUUAAGGCUAACCGAAAUAAUUUAGAUGGAUAUCUUUUAUAUUUAGAAGGGGUUGUAUUGAAAAAAUUAGAUUUAAGGAGUCAAGCAGUGACAGUGUUGCAAGCCUCGGUAGCGGCAACUCCAACCCUUUGGUCAGCAUGGGUGGAACUGGCCGGGCUAGCUAAUGAGUAUGAAGCAUUGGACUCAUUACAGUUACCAAAACAUUGGAUGAUGUAUUUCUUUGCUGCUCAUGCAUUUGUAGAAUUGAAAUUAUCUGAACAAGCUCUUGAAGCUUAUAUGGUGCUUGCUACAGCUGGGUUUGAUAAGAGCACUUACAUAACAGCACAAAUGGCUAUCGCACAUCAUGACAGAAGAGAUGUUGAUUCAUCUUUAGCUCUGUUUAGAGAUUUAUACCAAAGCGAUCCAUUUCGUUUGGACAACUGGGAUGUUUACUCACAUCUAUUAUAUUUAAAAGAGAAACGAAUGGAACUAGCUAACUUAGCACAGAAAGCAGUGUCGAUAGACAAGUACAGAGUUGAAACAUGCUGUGUUAUAGGUAACUAUUACAGUUUAAGAAGUGAACAUCAGAAAGCAGUGAUAUAUUUUCAAAGAGCAUUAUCAUUGGAUCCACAGUAUUUAUCUGCAUGGAUUCUUAUGGGCCAUGAAUUUAUUGAAUUGCAAAACUCCAACGCUGCAAUCCAGUGUUACAGACAAGCAAUCGAUGUAAAUAGAAAUGAUUAUAGAGCAUGGAAUGGUCUAGGUCAAGCCUAUGAGAUAUUAGGUCUCAAUGGCUAUUGUAUAUAUUAUUAUUCAAGAGCUGCACAACUCAAACCUGAUGAUUCGAGGAUGUUAGUCUCACUUGGAGAAGCUUAUGAGAAGAUGGAUAAAAUACCAAAUGCACUAAAAUGUUAUUAUAAAGCUCACAGCACUGGCGAUAUUGAAGGAAUGGCGUUAUUCAAAUUGGCAAAGUUAUAUGAGAAGUCGAAUAUGCCGAAUAGUGCAGCCGCUGCGUACACAGCUGCUUGCCAAGAGCCGGCCAACGCUGGUAGCAAGGAAUUACCGGCAGCUCAACGAUAUCUAGCGCAGUACUAUCUACGGUUUUCAUUAUUGGACCACGCAUCACAUUACGCGUACAAAUGUCUUGAACACGAAAGUACCAAAGAAGCCGGUAAAAACAUACUCAAGACAAUAUCAGAGAAACGUCUCGCAGCAUCAACUUCAUCUCAGCCGCCAUCUUUACCUGAAGACCUACCGGAAGCGAUCAAGAACAUUUCCGCUUCAUUAACCCAAGAUACACCAAAAACUCCAUUCCCAAGCCCCAACGUCACUCCAGACAACUUUUCAACGCCGAUGUUUACAAGAAAAAGUAGUAAAUACAAAAUGUGA